Symbiodinium natans is the source of this 759-nucleotide messenger RNA. NCBI's taxonomy places the organism in Eukaryota, Dinophyceae, Suessiales, Symbiodiniaceae. The record is from the annotation of a GenBank genome assembly.
AUGGUCACGGACAAAGUGCCAGAGGCACAUAUUCCAACGACUCGUGCUUUGGAUGGUUCGCGACACAGAUACUUAAAAAAGCGGUCGAAGUUCUGUGUGGACCUGGUGGAAAUGUUGAAGGACUUUUUGAACAAUCCGCCAGAACCAGUAUCUGUGUUCGAGAGCAUGAACGCCGCAGUGUCCGAAGAUGAAGUUCGCUUUGCCUUCUUUGAGGCAUCCAACAUGCAGGCCGCCACGGAGUACAUGGCAGGAAGUGAAAGGAUCAUCUUGAUCUCCGAUUGCACGUACCAGACGAACCAUCAAAGAUUGGUUCUUGGAAGUUUGGGACUUGCAGUACUUCAUAGAGACGACCAUGGAAAGGUGAGAUGUCGGUUCUGGCCUGUGAUGUUCAGUGUCUCUGAAGCUGAAGAUGAGAGUGCGUAUGAUCUCUUGUGCAAGGCUUUCAUUGACAAGACGGGUGUGAAUCCGGGAAAGGUAAGCAACAUUUUCCUCGACGGCCACGCAGGUGCGUUUGCAGCCAUGCAGCGCCAGUUCCCAGGUGCAUGCAUCCACCGGGAUUUGCAACAUGUGAAGAAGAACAUUAAGGACAAUGCCGGCAAACUGCAAGACACCAACUUGAGAACUUACAUCACCGACGUGGUCGAGUUUUCAGCGAAGCUUUCGCAACCCAGUGAAUUUCAUACCGUCUGGAAAGACACCCUGGGUCGGCUUCGCAACAAGUGGCACGAGGAGUGUGGUUCGAAAGAUAGACUGGUCUAA